CGAAGACACGAAUUGUUGUACAACUUUUACUUGAUAAAAAACUAAAUCUAACAUUUACGUCGAGAAGCGCUAGCAACUGUUUUCAAGAACUCAUUAAUUUAGAAGCUUUUCACUUACGAGUUAGACCAGCAUCGGUCACCAUUAUGUUCCCUGUGAUUCUAAUCGUCGCAAUUGUUAUUCAUUCUACAUAUGCAUGCUCGUCGAUCACACAAAUCAACGUAACACAUGACUCAAUACCAUUAAGCACACGAUUCUAUUGGAUGAGAGUAGCCAAUAGAGCGCUUGCAGAGCAUGGUUCGCCGUGUCCUUUCGCUGCUUUUGCCACAGUUAUAGUUAAUCAUACAGCGAACGCACGAGGAGACGAAGUUUGCGUCGGUGUGAAUCAAAUGUCUACAACUGGGAAUCCGAGUGCCCACGGUGAAAUGGUAGCUAUCAACAACUGUACCGACAUUUUAACAGCGAAGGAUGGACGCUAUCGAUUAAGUCCGGAAGAGGCGCUGAACGCAUUUUCUCAAUUGAGUUUGUACACUAAUGCCGAAAGUUGUCCAAUGUGUGCCUCAGCAGUUCGAUGGGCUGGAUUUAAGGAAUACAUUUUUGGGACGUCAAUCGGAACACUAACCAAGGCGGGAUGGGACCAAAUACAAAUCACUUCGCAUAAAAUAUUUUCGGAAUCUGAUCAUAUGCAGCCCAGAACCUUUUAUUUGCCGGAUGUUUUGACCAACGAAACAAAUCCGUAUUUUAUGUGGCAAUAUAAUCCUACAUAUCCAUGCCCGUCGGGAUGCCGGAGAACUCAAUCGAAUGGUGACUGUGAACCAUAUUAAAAUCGAUUGUUCUCAUGUGUACCAGAGUUCAAACUCUGAACACCUCUCAGGUUUUUAAUAUGUAUUUUCCAAUUUUAAUGACCAAAAUCCAAUUAAGAUUUAAUAAA
Messenger RNA from Bradysia coprophila, 928 nucleotides. RefSeq lists its product as uncharacterized. The record is from RefSeq and is a predicted model, not a curated record. NCBI's taxonomy places the organism in Eukaryota, Metazoa, Arthropoda, Insecta, Diptera, Sciaridae.